Messenger RNA from Cucurbita pepo subsp. pepo (vegetable marrow), 504 nucleotides. The record is from RefSeq and is a predicted model, not a curated record. NCBI's taxonomy places the organism in Eukaryota, Viridiplantae, Streptophyta, Magnoliopsida, Cucurbitales, Cucurbitaceae.
ACAGAGAACGAGCAAUCCACUACAUUUUCUUAUGAGGGCUCGAAUGGGCCUGAACACUGGGGAAGCAUGAGCUCGAAAUUUGCAACUUGCUCCAAAGGGAAAUCACAGUCACCAAUAGACAUUGUGAAGGACGGCGCCGUGUUUGGCAAGCAUCUUCAAAAACUAGUCAGGAGAUACAAUACUGCUAAUGCUACACUUGUCAACAAUGGCUUUAACAUUGGGGUGGACUUUGGGGAGAAAACAGGUGGAGUAGCUGUCAUAGAUGAUAAAAACUACUCCCUCAGACAAAUGCAUUGGCAUUCUCCUUCCGAACACCUCCUUAACGGCGAGCGGUAUGUUCACUGCCGUCUCUCUCUUUCCAAAUCUCUCUCUAGACUGGCCCAUUAUGGGCCCAGCCCAUCUAAUUAUCAGGCUGCCUAGCCUUUUGGUCGUUUCGGAGCUUCUAUAACAGAAGAGGAGAUCCUUUCUAAUACUUUUUCAAAAAGUUUCUAAAUAGAUUAAUAA